AUGGUUGUUGACACUUUGAAAUCGUUUUCGUCCAAUGUUGGAUCUCACAUAAAAGAGGCUUACAAGACGACAGGGUCAGAGGUGACCCAUUUCUCCCACACUUUCAAGGAUAAAGUCACUUUUUACCACCGAGAUUACGAUCAAGAUGAUGAACUUGUGAAAAAUUACAAGCACGAUAUCAAACAAGCAAGACUGGGUCUUGGGUAUCUUAUAUCUCAAUUGAAUCAAGUUUAUAAACGAUUGAUACCUCAUAUGAUGUCAGUGAAUAUAAAAGUUGCACUUGACUUCCAGUCACUUAUUGGUCCAAACUCUUUGCAAUUCAAAGAUAUCGAAAAGUACUAUCAUGAGUUUGAUUUGUUUCAAGCCGAGCAAGAGGUGCCUCAUGUACAUCCAAAGGAAAGGCAGUUUACGAUAAAAGGAGUGAACGAACAAUUAUUUGAAUACUUGCAAUCAACUUUUGCUCUCAAGUACGACUUGGAAGGAGAGUGCGUCACGUUUUUAGAGUCCACAGUGCCGAAAAUUCAAACAAUGAGAAAGAGGUUGAAGGAAACUUUGAAAUUGAUCAAAAGGAGAGAUCGCAAACGUGAGGAUCUGGAUAGACUACUGAGAAAAAUUGAAAAAUUGAAUCAAAAGAAAGCACCAUUAGCAGAGAAAGAGGAGGCCAACUUGACAAAGCUUCAACGCGAGUUUGAAGAGGUGGAUAUCGAGUUCAAAGUGUUGAAUGACAAAACGACAACUAUUCUACCACAUAUAAUGUCAUUUUUGGAUGAGUUUCUUGAAUCUAUUACAGAUUUACUCAUCUUGAAACAAGAUAGUAUUUAUGCUAAAAUUGUAAAAAGCUUGGAGCACUUUGCCACAUUUUAUGGGUUUAUUUACGAAGAAGUGCCCAAUUAUGAAGCUAUUGUGAACCAAUGGGAACUGGAUAUAACUUCCACCAGGUUACAAAUUGAGUCAUUUAUCACAAUUUUGCAAAAUUCAAAGACAGAUUUAUUGAAUGUGGAAAUCGACGAUGAAGACAAGUCACUGAAGGCAUACAAGUUUUAUCACAAGUUGUCAAACAAGAUUUUCGACAAAAGUCACACAGUGCAACCCAGAGAUGUGAGUGCAGGUAUGUUCAAUGAUACCACUGAGGCCGAUCCUAUCUUUUCGUUUGCGAAAUACAACAACCCACAAGCCAAUCAAUCGGAAACGUACCAUCCUAGAAAAGUUUUAGGCUUCGAUGAUGUUGUCGUGGAAAAGACUGUUGGUUUCCGCCCUGAACUUCCUCCUCGACCAGCACUCGCUUCGUUCAAGUCUAUGCAACAGACCACCCCGGCUCCAUCUCGUGUUUACUAUUCACAAAGUGCUGCAAACUCAUUGGAAUCAUUGUCGUUGAAUAGUGACGAUGAAACCGUCAUAUCGGAUGCUUCCCUGGUAAGCUCUGUGCACACUCAUUCAUUAGCAGGCUACACUAGUGGUGAUAUUUCAGUAGACAAGGAGUUGCGCAAAAUCUAUAAUUCGGGCAAGAAUGACAUCAAACUUGCACCAACACUUUUGUCAGAUUUCAAUGUCAUGCCAGAUUUGGAAAAACCAGAACAUCAAUUAACAGAUGCUUAUAAACUCGCCUUGCUUGAUCAUUUUUACCACAAAUUAAAUAUGGUAAAGCGAACUACGAGAAUUGCCAAAUACGAUUUCACUGGUGUUGAAGUAGGCGAUUUGUCAUUCAAAAAGGGCGACACCAUUGAAAUUGUAUUUGACUUACAAAAUGUGGAUACGCUAUACCAGCAAAACAACUUAAAUUGGCUUGUUGGAGUAAUUCAACAACAGGAUAGCAAUGACUACAGAAUUGGAUUUGUACCUAAUAACUAUGUUUAA
Lodderomyces theae is the source of this 1854-nucleotide messenger RNA. RefSeq lists its product as uncharacterized. Gene Ontology annotation, molecular function: protein binding; lipid binding. The record is from RefSeq and is a predicted model, not a curated record. Gene Ontology annotation, biological process: plasma membrane tubulation; endocytosis; actin cortical patch localization. The transcript has a single exon. Lineage: Eukaryota; Fungi; Ascomycota; Pichiomycetes; Serinales; Debaryomycetaceae. Gene Ontology annotation, cellular component: medial cortex; Rvs161p-Rvs167p complex; actin cortical patch. The coding region runs from base 1 to 1854 and encodes 617 amino acids.